AUCAAAAUCACGGACAUCGUACACAUCCUGAACACAGCAUAGAUCGAUAUAUAGGAUACUCGACUACCUCUGCCUGUAAUCGCGCUCCGCAAAGGAUGUCGGACGACCCACGCUCGAGAAGCCGGAGCAACAACGUUCUUAUUCAACAUCAAGCUUAUCCUGAUGGUAUCCCCGGAAAACUCCCUCGUAGACGCACUUCACCCACGCGUAACACAGAAAGUGGAGCAUCAAGGUUGUUGAACAGGCACGAGUUGCCUGGGUUGCCGGACGGCUCGAGAAUGACGAUAGCCGCUGAGCAGAUGGCCAGGUUGGACAUCUCCAGACACGAAGCUACACCGUCCCCCUCGCCUUCCUAUACUCGCCGAGCAGGUUCGCGAGAGACACCGUCGGUGACGUCUCAAUCGGAGGGGGAAGAGGAUGAAGCUGGAGAGACUUCCGGCUUCGGCUCCGGACUCAUUCGGAAAAAGGCCGCAUCGACGUCAGUCCUGAAAGCGCAACACCACCCAGGGAGGGAAUCGUCCAUCGAUACACUCGAAGAUGAAACGGAUGGAACCGUGAGUCAGACGGUCCUCGAGAAGGCCUGGGGACCUGCUCCGACGAAGCGACGGACGAGGAGUUGGCUAUCCCUCGAUCCAGAUAGGACGCCGGGGUAUGAAGCGCCUGAUCAGCUGCAUCAGGCUGGUAAUCAGGAUCAAGGAGAAGGAGUCGAGCUGGAUGCUCGAGGUGAAGAGGCUGAGGAUAGCGAGGAGGGAGAAGAGAAGCGCAGCAUAGCGGAUGAUCUUCCGCCCGAGAUCAUCCUCCAGAUCUUGGGGCACCUGACUGAUUACAACGACAUCAACAACGUUCUUUAUAUCUCUCGGAUAUGGUGUCAAUGUACCAUCCCUCUCAUCUGGACCCGUCCCAACAUUCACGACGAACGGUCCUUACGCGGGCUCAUCCGGAUCCUCCGCCUCUCUACCGGUCGAGGCAAAGACAUCCUCUACAAAUCCACCAAUACGACGUUUCCUUACCACCUCUUGAUCAAGCGAUUAUACUUCUGCACCUUGGGGACUCGGUUGCAGGAUGAACAUGUCAUCGAGUUUGCUCAAUGUGAAGCCCUGGAGAAGAUCGCGAUGAAGGGCAACAAGUACGUCUCCCCGCGGGCGCUCACGCAGCUCGUCAAGGGCAAAGACAAGCUCGUGGUCGUAGAUAUCGGAGAGACGAGGGUGGACGAUCAGGUAUUGAUAACCUUGGGCCGGGAUUGCCCGGAACUUGUCGGAUUGAGCAUACCGGACUGUCACCAUUUCACCCCGCUCGGAUUGAUAACGUUUGCCAAUUCGGAGAAGAAGAAGCUCAGGCGGAUCAAGUUGUCCAGGUCUAUCGGGGUGGAUUCGGAGAGCAUAUCCGCUUUGGUCAAGGCUUGUCCCUCUCUGCUCGAGAUCGAGCUAUCUGGCUCACAGGACGUAACCGAUUCGGCGUUAAUUGACAUCUGGUUACACGCCGGUCGGUUGAGAGAGAUCGAUCUCAAGGGAUCUGACAAGUUGACAGCCAAGGGGUUCCCCGUCCUCUCCGAACUGAAGACGAUCGAUGAUCAGUCUUUCCCUCCCGAACAUUCGGAUCACUUGUCCUCUCCAAGAGAAUCGGAUUCAAAGACCGUACCUCCAGAGGCGGAUUAUUCGGUAUUUUCCAGUAUCCCUCGAGCGAUUCCGGCUUCGCUAAACUUGAGCACGCUUCGGGUGGUGGAUAUGGAGUCUUGCAGCGGCCUGACCGAUGCCGCUAUCGACGCGCUCACUUGGAACGCUCGGUGGAUAAGAGCUAUUACGCUUGCGAAGUGUUCUCAGUUGACAGACGCGUCGUUGUUGAGUCUGUGUCGAUUGGGGAAACAUCUCCACCAUGUGCAUCUAGGUUAUGUUCCCAAAAUAACCGAUUGGGGAGUCUGCAAGCUAGCUCGAGGAUGUAACCGAUUACGGUAUAUCGACUUGGCGGGCGACUCGCUCUUGAGCGACUUGUCUGUGUUUGAACUGGCGGCGAAUUGUCCCAAACUCAAGAGGGUUGGGCUGGUCAGGGUGGCGCAACUGACGGACGCGGCCAUCUCCGCGCUUGUCGACAGGAGUGAGGAAGCCGCGGCAAAUCUAGAGCGGUUACAUCUAUCGUAUUGCGACAACAUCUCGGUCAAGGCCAUUACACAUUUGUUGAAAGGCGCAAGGAACAUCACACAUUUGAGCCUGACGGAUGUCAGCGCGUUCAAGCAGCCCGAGUUCCAACGAUUGGCACAGCCCGUACCGGAGGCAUACACCUCGGGUCAACGAGCAGCUUUCUGCGUGUUUACGCGUGACGGCGUGAUCAAGCUGAGGAAAUGGCUGACAGCCAAAGAAGAUCAGCGCUCACCGUUCACGUGGCGCGACUCUACUGUAGAGAGGACGACCUCGGAGUCGCUGUCACACUAUCACUCCAGACAACGCGCAGCGGCUAUGGCCUGGCUAGGCUCUCCUCCCACUGAGCGGGAACCUCGAGCCCCAUUGGCCGAGAUGAUGGCCGCGACUUCUAGCUCCUCAGACUUUGGUGUCACGCUAGGCGCAAAUCCGGUCACAUUGAACGAAGAGCCUGUCGCUUCGAGAAACACAGUCCCGUUUCAUCGCAAUCGAUUGCAAUCGAUUGACCGGCCGACUCCGCUUUACGCUCGGACGCCUCAAGGUAGAAUUCCCAGCUUGAAUACUACUUCUCUGCAAAGCACAGCGUCGACAGCAAAUCGUACAACUUCAUCGGAGAGAUUUACCUUGCAACCUGGCGGUACAAGUGCCAAUUCGUCGUCGGCCGUCUCGCGCGGGUCACGAAGCUCGGCACAGACAACCCGCUCAACACAUCUGGACAACAUGCUAGAGGAUAUACAACAUCGACGAAACGGAACCGUUCGCCAAGCCCAACCCUCGGCGUCUUCGCAAACGCCGCCUUGAACAAUUUGAGCGUACCCUACGACCCUAUACGAAAUGCUCUCUCUCUCUCUCUCUCUCUCU
Messenger RNA from Filobasidium floriforme, 2993 nucleotides. RefSeq lists its product as uncharacterized. Gene Ontology annotation, cellular component: SCF ubiquitin ligase complex. Gene Ontology annotation, molecular function: protein binding. The coding region runs from base 96 to 2933 and encodes 945 amino acids. NCBI's taxonomy places the organism in Eukaryota, Fungi, Basidiomycota, Tremellomycetes, Filobasidiales, Filobasidiaceae. The record is from RefSeq and is a predicted model, not a curated record. The transcript has 6 exons. Gene Ontology annotation, biological process: SCF-dependent proteasomal ubiquitin-dependent protein catabolic process.